AUGAUCUCUCAGAGAAAAUAUGCCAUGGAUCUGAUCAGAGAUGCAGGGCUAUUGGGAUGCAAGCCCUCUCAUGUUCCUAUGGAUCCUCUAAAACAGCUCAAACAAGAUUCUGGUAACUUGAUGGAGGAUCCAUCUAAGUAUAGAAGAUUGAUUGGAAGAUUGCUAUACUUGUGUAUAACUAGGGCGGAUAUAACUUUUGCGGUUCACAAACUCAGUCAAUUUGUGUCAAAACCUUGUGAAAAACAUUGGGAGGCUGGUGAAAAGGUCCUAAGAUAUCUGAAGGACACACCUGGGCACAAUGCUGACUGGGCAGCAUGUCCAGACACUCGAAGAUCAAUGACUGGUUAUUGUUUAUUUCUUGGAACAUCAUUAAUCUCCCGGAGGGCAAAGAAACAACAUACCAUAUCAAGAUCAUCAGCAGAAGCUGAAUAUCGUGCUAUGGCACAAGCAUCUUGUGAGGUAGUGUGGGCCACUGCAUAG
This is a messenger RNA of Salvia splendens (bonfire salvia), 480 nucleotides long. RefSeq lists its product as uncharacterized. The record is from RefSeq and is a predicted model, not a curated record. Lineage: Eukaryota; Viridiplantae; Streptophyta; Magnoliopsida; Lamiales; Lamiaceae. Bases 1 to 480 code for a protein of 159 amino acids. The transcript is spliced from 2 exons.